This is a messenger RNA of Cricetulus griseus (Chinese hamster), 5288 nucleotides long. NCBI's taxonomy places the organism in Eukaryota, Metazoa, Chordata, Mammalia, Rodentia, Cricetidae. The record is from RefSeq and is a predicted model, not a curated record.
UGCCCGGCUCUCCGGAAAUGCCGGGCUAGCUGAAGGAGUAGCGGCUUUCUCGAGCGCUGUACCUGGUGGGUUGUAAUUCUAGGGUCCUAGUGACAGUGCAGGAGCAGGGUUGGAGCAGGGCGUCGAGGUUGAGCGGCGGGAUGAUGGAGGAGGAGGAACUGGAGUUCGUGGAGGAGCUGGAGGCCGUGCUACAGCUCACGCCUGAGGUGCAACUAGCCAUAGAGCAGGUAUUUCCAAGCCAAGAUCCUCUCGAUCAAGCUGACUUCAAUGCUGUUGAGUAUAUCAAUACUCUGUUCCCAACAGAGCAAUCUCUGGCAAACAUAGAUGAUGUCGUGAACAAAAUUAGACUGAAAAUAAGGAGACUGGAUGACAAUAUCCGGACUGUCGUGAGAGGUCAAACAAACGUGGGGCAGGAUGGAAGGCAAGCACUCGAAGAGGCCCAGAAAGCCAUUCAGCAGCUCUUUGGCAAAAUCAAGGAUAUCAAAGAUAAGGCAGAAAAGUCAGAACAAAUGGUGAAGGAAAUCACUCGAGAUAUUAAGCAGUUAGACCAUGCCAAGCGCCACCUGACCACCUCAAUCACGACACUGAACCACCUGCACAUGCUGGCUGGUGGGGUUGACUCCCUGGAAGCCAUGACCAGGCGCAGACAGUACGGAGAAGUUGCUAAUCUCCUUCAGGGCGUAAUGAAUGUUCUGGAGCACUUUCACAAGUACAUGGGAAUUCCACAGAUCCGACAGCUUUCUGAAAGGGUGAAGGCUGCACAGACUGAGUUAGGACAGCAGAUCCUGGCUGAUUUUGAAGAGGCGUUUCCCUCACAGGGUACCAAGAGGCCAGGAGGACCCAGCAAUGUCCUGAGGGAUGCAUGCCUGGUGGCUAAUAUUUUGGACCCCAGAAUCAAACAGGAAAUCAUCAAAAAGUUUAUUAAACAGCAUCUAUCAGAGUAUCUAGUACUUUUUCAAGAAAACCAAGAUGUUGCCUGGCUGGACAAAAUUGACAGACGUUAUGCCUGGGUGAAGCGCCAGCUUGUGGACUAUGAGGAGAAGUAUGGUCGGAUGUUUCCACGGGAGUGGUACAUGACGGAGAGGAUCUCAGUAGAAUUCUGCCACGUGACGAGGACAGAACUUUCCAAAAUCAUGCGAGCCAGAGCUAAGGAAAUUGAAGUGAAAUUGCUUCUUUUUGCGAUUCAGAGAACAACUAACUUUGAGGGGUUUCUUGCAAAACGAUUCUCUGGUUGUACCCUGACAGACGGAACCCUGAAAAAGCUGGAGUCCCCACCAUCGUCUACCAACCCCUUCCUGGAAGAGGAGACAACACCAGAGAUGGAGGAGCUGGCGCUGGAGAAAGGGGAGUUAGAGCAACCAAAGAAGCCCAAAGCCCCAGACAAUCCAUUUCAUGGCAUUGUUUCCAAGUGUUUUGAGCCUCAUCUCUACGUAUACAUUGAGUCCCAGGACAAAAACCUCAGUGAGCUGAUAGACCGGUUUGUGGCAGAUUUCAAAGCCCAGGGCCCACCGAAGCCUAACACUGACGAAGGGGGUGCUGUACUCCCCAGCUGUGCUGACCUCUUCGUCUACUACAAGAAGUGCAUGGUGCAGUGCUCACAGCUCAGCACUGGGGAGCCCAUGAUCGCCCUGACCACCAUCUUCCAGAAGUACCUCAGAGAAUAUGCCUGGAAAAUUCUCUCUGGCAACCUCCCUAAGACCACCAGCAGCAGUGGGGGACUGACCAUCAGCAGCCUCCUCAAAGAGAAGGAGGGCUCGGAAGUGGCCAGGUUCACUCUGGAGGAGCUGUGUCUCAUCUGCAGCAUCCUCAGCACAGCCGAGUACUGUCUGGCUACUACUCAGCAGCUAGAAGAAAAACUCAAAGAAAAAGUUGAUGUAAGUCUGACUGAACGAAUUAAUCUCACGGGAGAAAUGGACACAUUCAGCACUGUCAUCUCCAGCAGCAUCCAGCUGUUGGUUCAGGAUUUGGAUGCAGCCUGUGAUCCUGCCCUGAUUGCCAUGAGCAAGAUGCCAUGGCAGAAUGUGGAGCAUGUUGGUGACCAGAGCCCUUAUGUCACUUCUGUUAUUCUUCACAUUAAGCAGAAUGUCCCCAUCAUCCGUGACAACCUGGCUUCCACACGAAAAUACUUCACGCAGUUCUGCAUUAAAUUUGCAAACUCAUUCAUCCCCAAAUUCAUCACUCACCUCUUCAAGUGCAAGCCAAUCAGCAUGGUGGGAGCAGAGCAGCUGCUGUUGGACACCCACUCCCUGAAGAUGGUCCUGCUCGAUCUCCCAUCCAUCGGCUCACAGGUUGUGAGGAAGGCACCUGCCAGUUACACUAAGAUUGUCGUGAAAGGCAUGACCCGGGCUGAAAUGAUCCUCAAGGUGGUGAUGGCCCCUCAUGAACCAUUGGUGGUAUUUGUUGACAACUACAUCAAACUCCUUACGGAUUGCAACACAGAAACCUUCCAGAAAAUACUGGACAUGAAGGGCCUGAAGAGAAGCGAGCAGAGCAGCAUGCUGGAACUUUUCCGGCAGAGGCUCCCUGCCCCACCCUCAGGGACAGAAAGUUCCAGCACACUGUCCCUAAUGGCUCCAACACCAGAGCAGGAAUCGUCCCGCAUCCGCAAACUUGAGAAACUGAUUAAAAAGAGACUGUAAGGAAUAUACAGACACUGCCAGGGACUCUGAGCAACUGAUUUCUGGAAACCCUCACUCUCAGGACUCUAUGUCCUCCAUCUUCAAACCUCUGGGGUAUUACGGUUAUUAAAAUCUCUCUCCCAUACCCUGUCUUAGUCUCUAUGCCAGUUAGAGAAGCUGAGUGAAACUGGGUUAUAAAAAGGCAUCUUUAGAUUAUUUCCCAUUCCUGAAGCUGGGGCAGCAUUGGGUGAAAGGUCCAUGUGGCUCACUUCUGUCUCCAGGCUGCCUGUGAUGGUUGAGUUGUCACUGACUUCUGUCACCUCACCACACAGCACACACACAUACACACACACACACACACACAGACACACACACACACACACACACACACACACACACACACACACACACACCAGCUCUAGGCCCUACCAGCCUGUGCCUGCAGCUUGACUGAGAAAGCCUGGAUCUCACCCCUUCCUCCCUCUGUAUUUGAGGUCAAAGCCUCUGCAACCAGGGGUGCCUUUCCCCUCCUUGUCUCUGGAAUGGACUUGGGGCCUGAGUGAACCAAGUGGCAGAUGACAGAGUGGGAUACUGGCCUCUCUUUGUCAGGACCCUGCCAGGAUUGGCAAGUCUGAUGUUAUUGCUGCUUUCUAGGACUUAAAUCUACUGUCUUCCAUGACAUGGCCAAAUUAUCCCCAUGUUCUCCCAUUCUGUGUACUUCCCAGCCUGGGUAGCAGAUAUCUUUCCUGUGAUGGGCUCCUGAGCUGGUGUGGAGGCAGACCUCCCUGCUCACUUAAACACAUUGUGCAGCCCACUUCGCUUUGCUCCUGGAUCCUAGGGAGGGGGCUGUCUUCUGAGAAGACUGUCUUCUGAAGUUCCCUUGGAAGGGCUUUCUCUGGCUUUCUUGGCAGAAGCUGUGGGAAGGAAGACACAGUAAGUCUGACUGCCUGACUUCCCACUCCCUCAUACAUUUCAAGUCUAGAGUACUUUCCAGAGUCCCUGAGACAUGGUGGCACCACAUUGGCACGUCAUUACUACUACCGUGAAAAGCCACCUAGCAAUGUGGUUACUGACCUUGCACCCCAGGCUCAGAGCCUGGAACAGCCCAGAGCAUAGCCCAACCCUGUUCUGCCCAUGCUGCCUACUCCCAGCUCUUGAAAUCAAGCUCUGUAGGGGGAAAUCACCCCAUCUCCAGGGAGUGAGCACCUGCCAGGGCAGGCAUCAUCCUGCUGUCUCAGCUCUUUUGAAACCAAGGCUCGAUUACAUGGCCACUGCCUCAGUGUCACCUUUAGUGACUGCUUUUGGUAUGUAUAAACUUGUCAGCCAGUAAGACAGUAAAAUCUGGGUCCUUGAAUCGAUUCCAGAUCCCAGUGCCAUUCCUUCCAUCACCACCACAGCAAAAAACUCAUCUGGUUAUUUCUGGAUACCCGGAAUGCUCAGCUUGGUCCUGGGCCCUGUGUCUCUUUUUCUCUUCUCUUUUUUGUUCUUUUGACCACUAAAGUACACCGCUAGCCCUAGGGCCUCAUUUUCUUCAUCAGCAUCUAAACUAUUCUUGCUAGUCAGUAUAACUCCUAGGUACUGAGCAUCAGCAUCUAAACUAUUCUUGCUAGACAGUGUAACUCAUGUAUUGAGCAUUUUGAAAUUCUAAACAGAAAGAAAACAAGUUGCAAGAAAAAGGUGUGUCGCCCCUGGUCAAGAUGCAUCAUAACUUAGACAAGCACAGCUCACUGGUGCUCAGUGGUGGCAUUCCUCUGUGCUGCUCUGUGGGUCUGGUAUUUCUGUGGCUUGCCCUAUUGGAAAGAAGACAUCAGGCUGUCUCCAAACAACACAGCCAGUUCAGCCACCUGCCACCCACCUAAGGGAGCUAAGGAAGCCAGUGGGCUCCUCCCACACCUGGCUACUGUCACCAUAUUCACACGGCUUAUUAUACUUCUCUUUUUGGUUCAUUCAUGAGAGGCUGGUUUUCUAGCCAUCUCUAUGAUGGCAUUGAGAUGUCAAGCCGCUGUUUCUCCCAGUUGGUGGUCACAGCCAGCAAAGUUACUUCCUUGAUGUAUUGCACUGUCGGUAAUCACCGAGGAGCCAUCAGAUAGAUGUCAGUAGGAGUUAUGUUAAAUGUCUUCUUGAUGAGGACUGAAUAUGGUGUGUUCUGUACAGACAGUCUAUUCCUCACCUGGGGAAUGCAUUAGAGUCCCCUGGGGCCCUUUGAAAAAUGCAGAUGUCUGGAGGCUUAGCUCUGUAAGUCUGCAGUGAGGCCUGGUGUGUAUGUGUUUAGAAGCUGUCAGUAUCCACGGGAGACUGAUUCCAGGACCACACACACCCGAUGCAGAUGCUCUGUCCCUUCUGUAAAAUGGCAGUGUGUGUGAAUAAUCUAAGCACAUCCUCUCGUUGACACUAAAUAUCUCCAGAGUAUGCAUAAUGCCUCAUGUGAUGUAAAUACUACAUAAAUAGUUCUUUUGUUUGGGGCAGAUUUCUUGUUUGGGGGUUUUGGUAGUGGUUUUAUUUUGUUUUGUUUUUAAGACAGAGUCUCAGUCACUGUGUGGUUCAGGCUGUCCUGGAACUCAUAAUCCAGGCUAGCCUCCCAACUACUGGCAUUGUAAAUAUGCACUGUCAUACCUUUGAAAUAGUUGUUACACUGGAUGGCUAAGGGACUAAUAACAAUUGAGAAACUAG